AUGGAGGUGCAAGACACAUAUGCCUCGUCCUCAACUUUCCUGGAUUUCUAUCAUCAAAUAGUGCAUGGCGGCCGAUAUGUGCCCUGGCGAGUCCCAACUAGCAUGUGGCUCAACGUGAUCCAGAAAUAUUACCUCAAACCUCAGAACGGCUGGGACGUCAGCAUAAACGGACAUUUCGAACAUAACAUAGACGGAGAACGCCAGCGUACCACAAUGGUAGCGACAAGCAUGGUAGAUGCCGAGACUUCCCAACCUCGUCUUGUAAUUGCAGCUCUUGAACACAGCUACUAUAUGGAGACCGAUGAGGACGCGCCGACAGAGAACCUACUCCAGGAUACCGAAGAAUUCAUGCUCUCACAGCGCCUCAAAUGGAUUGGAGAGAAAGCAGGCGGUGAUCCAACAGUUUGGGAACGUACAUAUGUGAUUUCGGUUGUGGGUACGAGCGUUCACUUUUAUGUCCUGAAGCCCGACGAGAAUCAGUUGCUUGAGUACUUUCCGGAGCGACACGGAAUGUGGUACGAUGCGAUUGAGGACUGGGCGAUUAUUAAUGAGGCUCUGAUUGGGAUUCAAGAGGAUGUUGAGCAUUGA
Talaromyces stipitatus ATCC 10500 is the source of this 588-nucleotide messenger RNA. RefSeq lists its product as uncharacterized. NCBI's taxonomy places the organism in Eukaryota, Fungi, Ascomycota, Eurotiomycetes, Eurotiales, Trichocomaceae. The record is from RefSeq and is a predicted model, not a curated record. The coding region runs from base 1 to 588 and encodes 195 amino acids. The transcript is spliced from 2 exons.